AUGUCCCAGCCAUUACCCAAAAGGUCAAUGUCGGAAUCAGCUGCCAAACGUCAACCACAAAAGAGCAACCCACCAGUUCACCACAUGGGUCUCACAUCUUCUAUGACAGGACUCCUCUCUUCACCUCUUUCACGAUCGACCUCGACACGACUAGGCAACAUUGUAUUAUUAUUACUCAUGAUUGUUCUCUGCUAUUCGGUGUGUCUAAACAAAUUCUUCACUUUGGUUCGAGCAGAUAUUGUGACCACCUACUCGACUCGACACUAUGGAGGUUACGAUGCAGAUAUUGUCCACUCCAUGGCCACAGAUUCCAAAGGCAACAAGUACGUUUUUGGAAACUCUGUCUUUAACAACAACGCUUGGGGUAAAAUGUAUACAGAGAACUACAAUGAAGUUUGGACACCACCAAAGAAUAUCACUUUCAUUGCCAAAGUGAUGGGAAAUCCUGGAAAGACAGAAUGGUCGUUUUCAUGGCCACAGAACAAUUAUAUGAGUAUUUUUGCUUCUAAAAAGAUUUUAGUGGACUCUGAUAAUGAAACGAUCAUGUAUAUUGCUUCGGUGAUUGAUGGCAGUGCAACCUCUUUCAACUUUUUUGGAAAGUAUUUGAAUAAUCCAAGAAAUUAUCCACAAAUUAUUUUGGCAUGUUUUAACACUUCAUAUCCCAAUCCAAAUGCAAACACAGCUGCAUGGGAUGCUAAAGUGAUCAACUCUCCCUUUCCACUCGUCGAUAUCGUCAGCAUGCACAAAAAAGGAAAUUCAUUAAUCAUUGCUGCCAAUGUGGGAGUGCCACCACUCAAUCAAAAUCAAAACAUUCUCAUGAUUCAGCAAACCCUUUCUUACAAUUCAUUUCCAGCAAUCUUUACAUUGCCUGAACUUCAAUACAUCCUGACAGAUCCUCGUGACAUGAGAGCAACAGGAGUUGUUUUAGACAGUAAAGGACUCAUCCACUUGAGUGGUUAUGUGAUGGGAAAUGGUAGUGUCACCUCUGGAAAUAUGACUGCCACUUUGGGAUGCCCUAUUGUCACCACUGGUUUAAAGACUUUCAAAACGUUUGUAUUGAAAUUUAACACUUCGAGUUCCACCUGUCAAUUAAUUGCCAACACAACAGAGAGUCAAAACAUGACCAUCAUUACUUCCAUUCAAAACCUCAACGACACGAUUUAUUUUGCUGGAUAUUAUCAAAGUGUGAAUGGAAUUGCGCUAUUGUCAGGAAAUGUUCUUCCCAAUUACUCAAAUGGUGGAAUCUUUUAUUCUCGAUAUUCUUCCAAUGUGCUCGAUUAUGUGAAAACCAUUCAGACAGACUCUCCUUCGAAUAAUGUCCAAUUGGCUGUGGGUGGUUCUUCAAAACAUUUGGGUUAUUUAGUAGGAGAGUUCCAAGUUCCAAUUUUGAUUUCAAAAACUUCCACUUAUUUGAAUCCAGUUUACACAAGUAGUCAAAACAAUAGCAAGUUUUUGUUGAAAUUUAAUGGAUCCGAUGGUAACUUGGAAUGGGGAACGAGAUGGAACUCCACAUUGACUUUUACAUCUGUUUCUGGUUAUCCAAAUGAUUAUCUCGUCUCAGUGGCAGGUUACUUUUUCAAUGAAGAUUUGACCUUUUAUACGGCAGUCUCCUCUGUAACUGUUCCCAUCUUUGAUCCAGCUUCGAGUGAAGGAUUCUUACUCACUUUUUGCAAUUCUGAUGGAUACACUUCAGAAGUCAAUCAAUGCAAAGACUAUUAUUGUGGAAAAGUCUUGUAUUCGAAUCCAUCGGUAUGCAGUUCACAUGGUUCGUGUAUCGCUCCAGACACAUGUUCCUGUAAAACAGGUUACAAUGGAACCAGUUGUGAAAAUACCUAUUGUUUUAACAUUGCUUCAAAUUCACCGAUGGUUUGCAGCGGAAAUGGAACUUGUGUGAGUGGAGACAAAUGUACCUGUUUUGCCAAUUAUACUGGUCAACAAUGUGAAAUACCUAUUUGUUAUGGAUAUUUGGCAAAUGACACCAAAGUAUGUUCAGGACGUGGACAAUGUGUUAAAGCCAAUACUUGUCAAUGCAGUUCUUCCAAUUAUACUGGAUCCGAUUGCAGCUCGUAUUAUUGUUAUGGAACUUUGAACACCAACACGAGUGCAGUAUGUAGUGGACAUGGAGUGUGUUCUUCUCCCAAUAAUUGUUCAUGUGAUCCAAAUUAUGCAGGAAGUCAAUGUGAAAUUUUUUACUGUUAUGGAAAAAUUGGAGCUGCCGGAUGUUCCAAUCAUGGAAAAUGUGUUGGACAUGACACUUGUAGUUGUGAUACUGGAUUCACAGGAUCUCAAUGUGAAUUUAAUGUCUGUUGGGGAGUGAGCUCCAACUCAUCACUUGUCUGUGACUCACAUGGUACAUGUUCUUCAUUCAAUAAUUGCACCUGUCAGAGUGGUUAUUACGGAGCUGGUUGUAGUGUGAAAUAUUGUUAUGGAAUUUUGAGUAACUCUUCCAAUGUCUGUAGUAACAGUUCUGGAACAUGCAUGGAUAUCAAUAAUUGUCAAUGUUUCAAUGGAUAUUUUGGUCAGCAAUGUGAACUCAAAAAGUGUUUUGGAAUUCUUUCUAAUGACACUCGAGUGUGUAGUGGAAGAGGAACUUGUGUGAAUGUCAAUCAAUGUUCCUGUGAAGGAGAUUAUCUCACUGGAGUGGAGUGUGAAUAUACAUUAUUCACUUUGGAUUAUUCGAAGGGAGAAUUAGUGACAAGAGAUCCACAAAUUGUGAAUCAAAAUUAUUAUCAAUGCAAUUCUGUCUUCUCCAAUUUGACUUUAUUAGGAGACUCGAAAACAACUACUUGUUUCACCGAUUCAGCAUUGGGAGUCUUUAUUGUUAAAUUGGGAGGAGCUUAUCUGCUCAAACCUAAUGACACUUCUCUGCAACAUCCACAAACGUCACGAAAGUAUUUCAUUCAAGAAAUGAUUUCAAGCAAGAAUUUGACUGCUGUGUUGAAUGUCAUUCCAGAACGACCCUUUUUUGGAAAUUCCAUCAUUUUAAGAGCAGAUGCUUCACAAUCAACUCUCCCUAAUCGAAAAUUAGAUUAUUCCUUCUCGUGCUCGAAUUGUCCUGCCACCAUUUUGAACGUAUUAUCCACUUCUCAACAGCAACCUGUUGUGACACUUUCAGGAGAUUUAUUUACACAAGGACAAUCCUACAAUUUCAUUGUCAAUGUUGUUGAUCAGGCAUUGGGAAUAAGCAGUAGUGCAUUGAAAGUGGUAUAUAUUUAUUCGAACCAGUCACAAAUUAAUUUAUGGGAUGCCAACUCUCUUAAAUAUUACUCUCGAAUGUGUUCGAAUGGAUACGACUGUGUGUUGGAGAAUGUUUUGGUGGGACAUCCAAUUAUUGUGACUUUAUUGAAUUCAAGUUUUACAAACAUUUCACAUGAAUUGGAUGGAAGUGUUCUGUCUCAAAUGAGUGGUAAACAAUUGUAUAGAAUUCCCUCUAGUUUUAUAACAUUUAACAAGACUAGUGUGUUAAAGACAGUAGUUUCAAUUCCUAAUUUGGGAAUUUCUGAAACAUUUAAUGGAUACUUGACAUUUAACAUGGAUCCAACAAUGCAAUUCUAUAUUGAUGGAGGAGACAAGAGCCAAUUCAUGGAUAAGAAAGGUUCAUUGGUAUUAUCGAUCAAAUCGUUCGAUGCAAGAUAUUCUUCUUUAAUUUCAUCCAUUCAAUGGUCCUGUCAACAUGUCACAUCAGGCUCCUCCUGCACAAAUAUUCUCAAUUCGACCACUUCUUCCAUCAUUUCCUUCACUAAUAAUGGUGGAAUGAUCAAUUCAGGCAUUUACCGUUUGAAAUGUCAACUACAAACAACAUUUGGAUCCAAUUUCACACUUUAUUCCACCUUAUGGAUGAUGGAUAAUUCAUUGAGAUCCAUCUCUUCGUUAGUGUACACACAACCCAUCGUCCCAGCUCAAGGAUACAACAACAUGAUCAUCUUAAAGACUAUUCUCUCUCAAACCUCGAGCUCUUCCAUUUCUAACAUCAAAUUGACAGCUGACUUUCCAACAAAACUGGCCUUCCCUGCUACAACCUCCACAUUUAAAGAUCAACCAGAUGGAAGUACACUCAUUCAAACCACUAUCGAUGCUUCCACCUAUCUCUAUGAAAAUAUACUUUACACCUUCACAGUGAAUGUCACUUUGACAAGUGGUCACAUUUUCUCAUCUCUCUAUUUUACAAAAAUUAUGCCAAGAAUGAACAAAUUCAGUGGAUGUAAUAUUUAUCCUUCGAGUGGAAUUGCCUUUGACACAUUAUUCACACUCUCUUGCAGCAAUAUUGGUUCUGAAGCUGAUUAUUCUUCAUUGAAAAUGAUUCUUUUUGAUUCCUCUCAAAAACAAAUGACACUUUCAAGUUCGAAACGAAAUGUCAUGGUCACAAGAUUACCCAUUCUCUCUGAUUCUGCAUUUGUGAAAUUUAUUUUAGAAGACAAUUAUGGAGGAAGUGUCACUUAUCAAGUUGCUGUGAAAACAAAUCUUCCACCAGACCUGGCAAGUGUCAUUUCAGUCUUUCCACCCAAUUAUUAUGCAACCUAUGUCUUUGAUUAUUUAGAUAAGGCACUCAAAAAAAACAUUGGAUACGAUGUCACUUUGAAGCAAUAUAUUGACAUUGCGAGUGCAUUGAGCAUCUUUUUGAAUAGUCCAUCCGUGGAUGCAUCGAAGGCAUUUGCAGACAUUAAUGACAAUGUGUCAAAAAUGAUCGACUACCUCAUGACAUAUUUGGAUUUGUUCGAAAAUUUGUCUUUCAAUGCAGAUGACCAAUUGGUGGAAGUACUUUCACCGCUCGUUUCAAAAAUUGUCUUGUUUAUCAAUAAGGUUGGACAAUUAAGUACUUUGAAUGCCUCGGAUCGUAAUUCCCUCAUUCAAACGAUGAAAUUUAUUCUUUCUGUCAAUCCGAAUGUGAGCUCGGAACUAUCAAAUGCCAUUGCAUUGUUGAGCUCCUCACUGACAAGCCCAUCCUCAUCCUCUUCGUCUCAAAACAUGACACAAUUCUCAUCUAACAUUUUGCAAGUCAUUCAACUCAAACUUGGAUUGAUUGAUCUCAAAACAGCUCAAGAUGGAGUGAUGGAUUUGAAUGGAAUGACACUUUCAUUAACCUAUGGAUUGAAAUUGACAAGUUUUUCAAAUAUGAAAAUUGUACUGAAUUCACAAUUUGGUAUUCAACUUCCAUCAACUUUACAAUUUGUGGACACGAAUGCAGUUGCAAGUGAUUACAAAUUUGUCGCAACAGUGUUGAAUGUGACAAAUUCUCAAUUUUCAAUUGGAAAAAAUAAGACAAGAAUGAUUGUUUCUGGAGGUGUCAUGACUGUGCAAGUGAAUCGAUUGCAAGAUGGAACGAGUUUACAAAUUUCGAAUUUGCAAAAUCCAAUUUUGUUGGAUUUCCUUAAUUUGGCAAUCAGUUCUGACAAUUUGGUAUUGUAUCAAUCGAAUAAGGCAAAUUUAACUUGUCGAUAUUUGCAAGAAAGUACUGGAGAUUGGUUGGAAGACGGUGUCACUACUCUUGUGACUAUAAACUCUGACAACACGAUAUCUGUCAAAUGUCAAACUACUCACCUCACCACCUUCUCAGUCUUCCUGGAUACAGCGAGCACUUCCAGUAGUAAUGGAGGCAACACUAACGCAGUUGCUUCCUCCAACACCAAACCUCUUGCCAAUGGAGGUGGAGACUUGGCUGUGGCCAUCGCUGUCCCUGUUUCCAUUGUUUCAUUGAUGAUCAUCCUCUUGGUCAUUGUGACUGUUGUCAUUGUGGCUCUUGUGAUUCGAAGAAAGAAGAUGCAAAAACAGAAAGGCCUAUCCUUCAAUGAAAAGAACAAAUCGAAUGAAAAUCAUUACAACAUGUCAAUCAAUAAUACUAACACUGCAACGCAUGAUCCAAUGUUAAGAAAUUCACAAAAGAAUUCUGUCUCAGGUUUGUCUGAUAUUGAAAUGCAAGAGGACACUGGAACUAGCUCAUUAUUUAUUUCAGAUUAUCGAUCGGUGAGAGAACAAUUGAUGAGUACUGGAGGUCAUGGAGAUAUUGUUCCAAUUUCUGUGAGUCAAUCGGCGGGAAUGACCUCUAGCAAAUCGAAUCGAUCCAAUUCAUCAACGAGUAGUGGAAGAACCGAUGUGAUUAAUAGGAAGUAUGAAAUUUUAGAAAAAAUUGGUGCCGGAGGAUUUGGAAGUGUCUUUAAAGCACGAAAUCUCUUUUACACAGGCAAACCUGGUGAAAUUGAAUUCUUUGCCAUUAAGAAAGUUCAACUUUCUGGAAUGUCUGAAUUGAAUGAAAAAUUCAAAGAAGCUGUUAACAUGUUCCGUUGUCGUCACGACAAUAUUGUCUAUCUUGAAGAUGCAGUCGUCGAUGAGAAUACCAUGUCUCUCUAUCUCAUCAUGAAAUUCUAUGGAAAUGGAGAUUUGGAUUAUUUCAUUAAGAAACGUAAAAGACUUUCUGAAAAGAUGAUGUUGCAAGUUAUUCUUCAAGUAUGUCGUGGAUUGGAUUACCUUCAGAAAACCAUGUCCAUGAUUCACAGAGAUAUCAAACCAUCGAAUAUCUUCAUUGAUGAAAUUGAUGAAGCCAAUGAACGGAUCAAAAUUGUGUUGAGUGACUUCGGAUUGGCAAAGGAAAGCAAUGUGUUGAAUUCAUUUAGUUUUGCAGGAACUCCCUUCUUCAUGAGUUCAGAAUUAAUUGUUGGAGGAAAAUAUUCAUUCAACACGGAUAUUUUCAGUUUGGGUUGUAGUAUUUUCGUCAUGAUUACCUUUGAUAUGAGUCUUUCAUUGGGCCAACUCUUGUUGAAACAUCAAACCAACCUACAAGAGGCAAAAGAUUAUAUUAUUCGAAAAAUUUUGGAGACAGACACUGUCUACUCACAACAGUUCAUUGACUUGUUGUGGAGAAUGGUGGAUUUUGACCCUGAAAAACGUCCAAAUGCAGGUGACAUUGUUGAGAGUUUGAGUAAGGAUGAAUAUUUCAAACAAGUCUUGUCUUUGUAA
Molecule: messenger RNA, 6951 nt
Organism: Naegleria fowleri
Lineage: Eukaryota; Heterolobosea; Eutetramitea; Acrasida; Naegleriidae
Exons: 2
Coding region: 1-6951 (2316 amino acids)
Biological process (GO): protein phosphorylation
Cellular component (GO): cytoplasm
Molecular function (GO): ATP binding; protein serine/threonine kinase activity
Source: RefSeq, a predicted model, not a curated record